Molecule: messenger RNA, 1571 nt
Organism: Prosopis cineraria
Lineage: Eukaryota; Viridiplantae; Streptophyta; Magnoliopsida; Fabales; Fabaceae
Product: anthocyanidin 3-O-glucoside 6''-O-acyltransferase-like
Exons: 1
Coding region: 102-1472 (456 amino acids)
Source: RefSeq, a predicted model, not a curated record
UGACAAGUACAAAAGAGUUAAGAACCUGAGACUGAGUGUAAGCAGCCUGCCAUACAAUUUACCUUCUUCUUCAUCACAGGCUUCCUUCUGAGGUGUCAACCAUGUGUGAAGGUCUCAGAGUGAAGAUAAUCGAGCAGAGCCAGGUCUCUCCUCCGCCACGUUCAACCUCACCGACCUCUCUUCCUCUCACUUUCCUCGACCUUCCAUGGCUCUUCUUCUCCCCAAGCCAACCUCUCUUCUUCUUCGACUUCCCUUUCCCUCUCUCUUACUUCACCGCCUUCACUCUCCCUAACCUCAAGCACUCUCUCUCCCUCACCCUGCAACACUACUUCCCUUUCGCCGGAACCUUCCUUCCCUCGCCGGAACCUUCCAAACCCCACAUUGUUUACUCCGAAGCAAACUCUGUCUCUCUGCUCGUCGCUGAAUCCGCCGACGACUUUAACCAUCUCUGCAGCAACCAUGCCAGAGACGUCAAUUGUUUCUACCCACUUGUUCCCGAGCUGAAAUCUGGAACAAAGGAGCUUGCUUUGAUGGCUAUUCAGAUCACCGUGUUCCCAGGUUCUGGUAUUUGUAUCGGACUCGCUUAUCUGCAUGUUAUUGCUGAUGGAAGAACCUUCAACAAUUUCAUGAAGACCUGGGCAGCGUAUUCCUCCUCCCAAGCUUCAUCGUUUCCAUGCAAAUCCCUACCCUUUUAUGAUCGAAGCGUGAUUAUGGAUUCCCAUGGGCUUGAAGGGGUUUUCUUGAAGCAAUGGCGCCGGAAGAGAACUUCUUUCAUUGACGACACCAAGGUCAACUCAUCGCUAAGCGACCUGGUUCGAGCCACUUUCUUGAUGGAUCCGACUCAGAUGGAGAAGAUCAAACGCUUCAUUGUUUCAUUAUGCAGAGAGAAGAACCAGUCCCAGCCUGUGCACUUAUCUCCUUACGUCUUAACAUGUGCUUUUCUCUGGGUUUGCAUGCUCAAAACUCAUCAAAUCACCAGCAACGAACAUGUCCACAAGGAUCCGGCUUAUUUCGGGUUCAUCGCCGGCGGCAUGACUCGCCUACAAUUUCCUGUGCCGGCGACUUAUCUCGGGAAUUGCGUGGGGUUCGGUCGUGGGUCUGCGAUGAGGGAUGAGUUGCUUGGAGAAGAUGGGAUUGUGGCGGCGGCGAGAGCCAUCGGAGGCACAAUUAAGAAGCUGGAUAAGGAGAUGCUGGACGGAGCAGAGAAAUGGGUAUCGGAUUGGGAGGAGAUAUACGGGUCGGAGCUCCAUGUGGUGGCAACAUGGUCUCCAAAAUUGAAGCUUUAUGAGACAGAUUUUGGGUGGGGGAAGGCAAGGAAGAUAGAGGAGAUAUCAAUUGAUAAGAGCAAAGCCAUUUCACUUAUUGAGAGCAGAGAUGUUGAUGGUGGGAUAGAGAUGGGUUUGGCUUUGCCUCAUAAGAAAAUGGACACCUUUACCAUGUUCUUCAACCAAGGUCUGAAUGCAAUUUCAUAAGAACCUACUGUAAAUACUUUACUUUUUUUCAAUCAUGAUUGAUAAUAAAGGAAGAAAAACCUCCGGGUUUCAUUCUAUGAAAUUUCUUGAAUUUGAGAG